Messenger RNA from Asparagus officinalis (garden asparagus), 717 nucleotides. RefSeq lists its product as uncharacterized. The transcript has 3 exons. Lineage: Eukaryota; Viridiplantae; Streptophyta; Magnoliopsida; Asparagales; Asparagaceae. The record is from RefSeq and is a predicted model, not a curated record. The coding region runs from base 1 to 717 and encodes 238 amino acids.
AUGGAUGGUGAUGGAGAUUAUACCGAUGAACAAAGUAUUGUUAAUAUGGUUCAAAGUAUUGCACUAUCUGAUUGCAUUGGUAUGAUAGAUGGGACUCAUGUUGAUGCAAUGCUUCUGAUUAAUCUUGUUGCACAAUUUCGAGGCCGCAAAGGUGUUACACAGAACGUACUUGCAGCUUGCACCCCAAACAAAUCGUUCACAUAUGUUUUAGCAAGCAAAUACUAUAUGUGUGAUGCUGGGUACCCCACCAUGCCAGAUUUCACAUAUCGUGGUGUUCGAUAUUAUUUGAAAGAACAUUCAGGUAAAACACCUAAGAAUAGAAGGGAAUUAUUCAAUCUAAGAUAUUCUUCUUUGAGGUCUAAGAUUGAAUCUGUAUUUGGCACAUUGAAGAAUCGUUUCAAGAUUUUGUGUACUAAACCGUAUUACUCAUUUCCUACACAAGUAGAUAUUGUAUUGGCAUGCAUGAUACUUCAUAAUUUUAUUACAACUAUUGAUCCAAGUGAUAAACUACUCAACGAGUCCGAAAUUAAUAAAGAUAUUGAUGGUGAGGUAAUUUAUGAGAAUGACAAUAAUUUAGUUGAUUUUACUCAGACUCAAACACAAAGAGAGCAAACUGAAUUAAGAAAUGAGUGGAAGACUCUUAGGGAUGACAUUGCCUGGGCGAUGUGGGUGGACUACUGUGAUAAGUAUAAUCAUGGUGUAACCACUGAGACUUAA